Messenger RNA from Folsomia candida, 3497 nucleotides. It is a transcript of the gene Ir25a, whose product is annotated as ionotropic receptor 25a. The record is from RefSeq and is a predicted model, not a curated record. Gene Ontology annotation, biological process: modulation of chemical synaptic transmission; monoatomic ion transport; synaptic transmission, glutamatergic. The coding region runs from base 185 to 3079 and encodes 964 amino acids. Gene Ontology annotation, molecular function: glutamate-gated receptor activity; transmitter-gated monoatomic ion channel activity involved in regulation of postsynaptic membrane potential. Gene Ontology annotation, cellular component: postsynaptic membrane; plasma membrane. NCBI's taxonomy places the organism in Eukaryota, Metazoa, Arthropoda, Collembola, Entomobryomorpha, Isotomidae. The transcript is spliced from 16 exons.
CAUCCCCAUCUCCACGCAGUCCUUCUCGACGCUUUGGUCUGUUACGAGGUGACGACGUACGCCUUCGCCUACGACCACGACAAAUCUUCGGUUUUUCAAUUUCAGGAAUUUUCUCAAUAUUUCCAACUACUUUGUUCAGCUUGUCUCACUUUGCAUGAAAAAUUUGAACUGAAAGAUUACAAUAAUGGGAGGACGGGGGACAUUCCCUUUUCUGAAGGGUUUGUCAGAGUUUCUGACUUCGUUCGGAUUUUUCUUACUGUUGCCGCAGAUUUUGAAAAUUUCGUCCGUUUCUGGACAAGAACUGCAAAAUGUGAACAUCGUGUUUUUCUAUGAAGAAUCGGAAACUGUCAAACAUUUUGAUGCGGCUGUUGACUACAUCAAUAAAAAUCCUGUGGCUGGUGUAAAACUGGGAAAAGUUCAUCGGAUAUUUUCAAAUGGAUCGGAUGCCAAAAAUUUAGUGACGGAUAUAUGCAUGCAAAUGGAUGAGAUCAGAGCAGGCCCAGAUAAGCCGGACAUUGCCAUCGACUUUACCAGACAUGGAGUUCCAUCGGAGGCUGUCAAGCUGGUGGUGAAAGUCAUCAACUUGCCCACCGUGGCUGCAACGUUCGGUCAGGAGGGCGAUAUUCGGAGUUGGCGUGAUCACGCUAAAACAAAUUGGGAUGGCUACUUGGUCCAGGUUUCUCCCCCGGCAGACCUCUUGGUACAAUCGGUGCGAUCAAUUGUGGGCAAGCAGGACAUGACCAGUGCCGUUCUUCUGUUUGAUGAACAACAAUACGAAAUGUACCACAAGUACAAAUCCCUCCUGCAAAAUAUGCCGACUAGACAUCUUCUCACAAAAUUGGAAAAAGAUAGUGCCGGAAUUCGCAAACAAAUUGAUAGAUUGGUCCAUGUCGACAUUGUCAACUUUUUCAUCGCUGCUACUCCCAAUGAAAUUUCUAGCGUCCUUGCCGAAGCCUCCGACAAAGAUAUGAAGGAUGGGCCGUACUUUAGUGAUGAAUAUGCUUGGCACUCCAUGUCCCUGGAAGAAGGAGUUCCAAGAUGUAAUGCUUGUCGGAGUAACGUAACGGUGAUCCAUCUAAGUCCUGAUUUUACCGAAGUUGGAGAAAAGCGAAGAAGUUUCCUCGCGUCCAGAGGAACGGUAAAGGCGAACAGGUUGACGGACAUGUUCUAUUUUGACAUCACGAUCAACACGAUCUUGGCAGUAAGGAAAAUGAAGGCCGACGGUAACUGGAUACCCCCACCGAUGGAUACUAAAUGCGUCAACACAGAUAAUUUCACCGACACUUAUAAAUUGGACUUGUAUGAUGCCCUAAAAACAGAGGGGACGGACAACAUUCUAAAGAAUUUUAACUGGGGCAGAAACGGAAACAACUAUCCCAUUUUUACAAUGAAGAUUGAAAGAUUCGUUUUCAAGGAGCAUCAAGCAGAGUCUGAGACGAAAGAAAAAUUAGGGGUUUGGAGGACUGGUUUCACCGAGCAUCAAUUGAUCACACCCGAACCUGGCAAGGACGCCUUGUGGAAAGUUCAUCAGGCCCUGACCGUCUUUCGAAUCGUCACUGUCGUGCAACCUCCCUUCGUGUAUAAAACGCCUGGCUGCGUUGAAUCGGCUGAGAAUAAGUACAGCCGAUGCUUCACCGGGUACUGCAUCGACCUUCUCGAACGGAUUCAACAAGAUCUCAAGUUCAACUACACCAUCCGAAACGUUUCCGACUAUGGCUACAUGGGCAAAGAGGAGCCCCACGAGUGGACUGGCAUGGUCAAAGAACUGAAGGACAGGAAAGCUGACAUCGCUCUCGGAGCAAUGUCGGUCAUGGCGGAACGAGAAAGUGUUGUUGACUUCACGGUGCCAUACUACGAUCUUGUCGGGAUUUCGAUUUUAAUGCGAAAACCAAAAACAACAACGUCUCUCUUCAAGUUUCUUACUGUGUUGGAAAACGAUGUGUGGAUGUGCAUCUUGGGUGCUUAUUUUUUCACCAGCAUUCUGAUGUGGAUAUUUGACCGAUGGAGCCCAUACAGUUAUCAAAACAACCGAGAGAAAUACGAGGACGAUGAAGAGAAGCGAGAAUUCAAUCUCAAAGAGUGCUUAUGGUUCUGCAUGACGUCUCUGACCCCACAAGGUGGUGGGGAAGCUCCUAAAAAUCUAUCUGGUCGUCUCGUCGCUGCAACUUGGUGGUUGUUUGGGUUCAUCAUCAUCGCCUCAUAUACCGCAAACUUGGCCGCUUUCCUGACCGUGUCUCGAUUGGACGCUCCCGUCGAAUCCUUGGAGGACUUGAGCAAACAAUACAAAAUUCAGUAUGCCCCCCAAAGGGAUAGUGCAGCUUGGAUCUAUUUUGACCGGAUGGCUCACAUUGAGCACAAGUUUUACGAGAUUUGGAAGGACAUGAGCUUGAACGACAGCAUGUCUGACUAUGACCGUUCUCAACUCGCCGUGUGGGACUAUCCUGUGAGUGACAAGUACACCAAAAUGUGGCAAGCGAUGCAAGAAAAUACUCCUCCACUCACAUUCGAAGAAGCAGUGGUUCGUGUUCGGGGGAAGGAAGAAGUGAAUGCGCAGGAUGGUUUCGCAUUCUUAGGAGAAGCCACGGAUAUAAAGUACCAAUACAAAACACAUUGUGAAUUUCAACAAGUCGGGGAAGAAUUUUCGAGGAAACCGUACGCCCUUGCCGUCCAGAAGGGUUCGCCUCUCAAAGAGUCGUUUUCUCAUAUGAUCUUAAAACUGUUGAAUCAACGCCACUUGGAACAAUUGAAGGAACGUUGGUGGAAUGAGAACCAGUUUGCCAAGAAAGAUUGUCCCAAAGACGACAACCAGUCUGACGGGAUCAGUAUUCACAACAUUGGUGGAGUGUUCAUUGUUAUUUUCGUGGGAAUAGUGAUGGCUUGCUUCACCCUCAUCUUUGAGUACUGGUGGUACAGGAAGAGAAAUAUUGCCGAGGAAAUGGCAGAAAUGGCAUUACCAGCACCCAAAGAAUUCGGGUCUACAUUUGGAGCCGCGUCCACGGACAAGACCAAUUUCAACACCCAAUACAACAAACCACCAGGGGCUCGAGCUGAGUUGCCGUCGAUUGAAAACUCGUGGUAGUAACGGGACCGAGGAAAUGCGGAAUAUUUAGCUAACUAAUAAUAUUUAAAUAAAUAAAUAGCAUUUAAAUCUUGGAUCAUGAAAUGAUGAUGAUGUGCACAAAUCUAGCGUGUAAUAUCAUGUAGAUCUUGUGAUAUCUUGUGAUAUCGAAGGCAUGUAUUAUAUGUAUCAUAGGAUAGGGAUAGCGCCCAUUAUUGUGCUUAUCGCUUACUCUUUCACAGUUAUUUGAUCUUAAAUGAUUUAUAUAUGCUGCUAUUAAACAAUAAUUUUAAUUAAGUGGGAGUUAAAGUGCACCCAAGGAAGAAGGGUGGUCGAAAGAAAUAAGGGUUGCAAAAUGAUCUCUACUUUCCAACUAAAAACUUACAUUGCUCUAUUCGAAAUCAAUAAUAAAUAUAUAUCUAUACAUCUCACAAGAUUA